GAGGGCAAACUUGUAAAGCUACGUCUGAAAUCUCAACGAACCGACUUCACAUGAGUUGUUACUCGCCGGCGGUGGGUGGAAGGGUGUGUUUUUAUAUAGCUUGGCGCUUGCAAGCGGAAAUCGACGUCGUCUAUGGCUAAAACUUUGAGUAAUCAAUCCAUGGAGAAAAUAUCAGAUAGGCUUUCAGGGCUUGAUAACCUCUAUUUCCCACGCGCUCAGCAAUCGUCCGCCUCCACUGCCUUCCAACGCAAAUCCCUCCUUAUCGACCUUCUCUCUCGCGACACUCCCCUUUUUCUAGAACGUUAUGGAUCGCAGUUAACAUCAGAUGAGCUAAAUGAAUUUGGAACUAUGGAAAAUGAUUAUGAAAUCAAUUGGCAUCUGAAUCGCUUGCGAAGUGUUAUUAGCCCAACGCAAGAAGAUCUGAAGUCCAAAUCAGUUAAGAUUAAGAACAGACGGCGAGCAUAUCUGGACAAAUUGGUAAGUGAUGGACAGUACUUUUCAGAGGAUGCAAUGAGGGAAAGAGAGCCAUAUUUGCACCAUGAGUAUAUAGGGAGGUUUCAGGAUCCAAGUGGGAGGAGCAUGGCAAGACCGGGGGAGCGAUGGUCUGAGACACUGAUGAGGCGGUCAGAAGAGGCAAUGCUUGUUAAGAAAAUUAGGGAUGAGCAACAGAGACGAGGCGUGGCUCAAAGUGAUUGGAUAGGGUUUGAUAAUCAGGAACUUGAGAAGAUGGAGGAGGAAGAGGAAGAAGAAGAAGAAGAAGAAGAAACCGAGGAGGAAGAAGAAGAAGAAGAAGAAGAAGAAGAAGAGGAGGAGGAGCAGGAGCAGGGGCAAGACAAAGGUGAAAGGGACAUCUCAUCUAAUAGACAAGAGGUUCACCCAAUCAAUCUUGAUGCUUCUAAUGACGUGCCAUCAGAAAUGAGAAGAGCUGCUGUGAUGGAAACUUUAUCAACAGAGGAGAUGCAAGAACGACUGGACCAGUUUUCUUACAUCAUGCAGGAAAAGUUUUUAUUAGGAGAAGAUAGUCUGGAUUACUCAAAAAUUGAUGAGGAUGAGACCUUGGAUGAUCACUGGAUGAAAGAAGCAAAUUAUGAUGCUGAAGAAAAGUACUUUGAUGAUGACUGAGCUUUAAUUACCGAGUGGUUUUUAGCUUUUGAUACUACACAAGUAGUCAGUCAAGUACUCAUCUUGUUUGAGUUUCUAUCAUGUAUAUGCUGUUAGCGUGUAUGCAAAUAUGUUUAGGUUUUAUGUGGCUGAAGGGAGUUUCUAUAAGGUCAUCGAUGGCUGGGUUUGGUUUUUGAAGUUGCUUCCUCUCCAUCUUCUUGUGUUAAGCUUACAAUUCCUUAAUAUCUGGGAUUAGCUAGUAAAUUCACAUUACAAUUCAA
Solanum tuberosum (potato) is the source of this 1382-nucleotide messenger RNA. Its product is annotated as coiled-coil domain-containing protein 97. The transcript has 3 exons. NCBI's taxonomy places the organism in Eukaryota, Viridiplantae, Streptophyta, Magnoliopsida, Solanales, Solanaceae. Bases 133 to 1122 code for a protein of 329 amino acids. The record is from RefSeq and is a predicted model, not a curated record.